Exophiala viscosa is the source of this 1376-nucleotide messenger RNA. RefSeq names its product chaperonin 10-like protein. NCBI's taxonomy places the organism in Eukaryota, Fungi, Ascomycota, Eurotiomycetes, Chaetothyriales, Herpotrichiellaceae. The record is from RefSeq and is a predicted model, not a curated record. Gene Ontology annotation, molecular function: oxidoreductase activity, acting on NAD(P)H. The transcript has 2 exons. The coding region runs from base 276 to 1376 and encodes 366 amino acids.
UAGUAUUCAGUCCCCAGGGUUCUGACUCUAGAGUGGAAACAUUUCCUUUCUAUUUAGUCAGAAACUGUCACUCGGAGAGUUUUGCGAGCGUGUAGGAAUGCGGCUUAUAGAGGAUGGAGCAAUCGGGACAAUUGAAAGCCGGCAGGUAAUGACUGAAUGCGUAAGGAAUGUAUAUCAAGUUACGAUUUCCGCAGUGGAAAUGGAACGACCAGAGGCAGAAGACAGUAUAGUACGGUCUGCAGUCAUUUGUACAUCCAUUCGUUUUCCAAAGUACCAUGCAUCUUGGAAAACGGCGAGCCAUCUUCCUCGGUGAGAAUGGAGAACUCUCCAUCAAAGACAUCACGGAAAAUUACAAGCCAGUGGGUGACCAGGCUCUCGUCAAAGUCAAGUAUUCGGCGAUCAACCCAGCAGAUCUCACGCACUCGUAUGUUGGUCUCUGUGGCUCUGUCGCAGGUCUCGAAUGGGUAGGCACUGUGGUUGAGGUAGGAGACUUGUCGUCCUUCAAGGUCGGCCAAGACCUCUUUGGCACGGCCCUGUUUGGACGCCAGCGACCAUUGUAUCUUGGUCCACAUCAAGAUUACCUCAUAGCUGAUGGGACCCAAACAACAUGGCCAGUACCGAAAGGUAUGAGUGACCACGAUGCUGUAUCGAUUCCUGUUGCGGUCGGGACUGCCGCCGAUGCUCUCUUCAACACGCUCGGCUUCGGCUUCCCUGCCGCAGGACUCGACGGCCGUGAUGCGACUGGCAUUCCCAUCUUGAUCUGGGGAGGUGCAUCCGCCGUUGGGGCUGCCACCAUUCAAGUCGCCAAAGCCGCGGGAUUUGGGCCGAUCUUCACUACAGCCUCUCCGAAAAACCAUGAGAGCCUACGUGCGAUAGGAGCUACACAAGUCUUCGACUAUAACAGUGCCACUGUCGUUGAAGACAUCAAACAUGCAGUCGCCCAGAGUAGCAAGAAGCUCGCCGUCGUCUUCGAUGCUGUAAGUGCUGGCCUAGGCCAACUCGGGGGGUCCGAACAAGAGACUGCCAACAACACGCCCGACCAGGCCAGGCGCUGUGUCUCCGAUGAUGUCGCGGCAGAGGAUCUGCUACUCUCCUCUGUCCUUCCUGUGGAUCACGACCCGGCUUGGAAACUCUGUAUCGGUAUCCGGCCCUAUGGUGACUCAUUCUUCUGGGGCGAUAUUGUCUCGCAAAACCCUUCAUUUCCUGUUCGAAUGAAACAGUAUCUGGACUGGUUUGUGGACAAUCACCAAGGUUUCUGGCAGCCCAUUCUGCGUAACACUAUUGUGCAGGGAGCGGAGAAGGGCAUUGAAGAGAUCCAGCGUGUCGCUGACGGAGGCGCUUCGAGGGAAAAGGUCCUUAUUGCGCGUCCGAUGUGA